Molecule: messenger RNA, 555 nt
Organism: Rotaria socialis
Lineage: Eukaryota; Metazoa; Rotifera; Eurotatoria; Philodinida; Philodinidae
Source: the annotation of a GenBank genome assembly
AUGCAAACAAUCAAUCGAUUAUAUCAAUUGGAUCAUCAAUGUGCUCCUUGGCGAGAAUUUCGUUAUAAAAUAAAAUGUGAAAGUAAAGUUCAUUACCGAAUUCGUCGAUGUGGCUUUAGCAAAUAUCAACAGUUCGAAGAUAAAAAUGGCAAUGUAAUCUAUAACAUUGGUGUAACAAAAAUUAUUUCAGCAUUUAAUGAAGAAAUUCGGGUUGCUAUCCAAGCUGAUGGAAAAACAAUUGAAACAACGAAUGGUAGUUAUCUGCUUACUGAUAUAAAUAUGAAUGACAGAAGUUAUGUUUUGAAAAAGAAUGCUAAAGUGAUACUACAAGUUAAGAAAGACGAUAGCCGUAUGCACGAUCGGCAUACUAUUGAAAUGCAAGAAAUUAAUGAAGAAGAGCCAGAACUUCUAUUUGCUCUUGUUAUACUUAUUGAUUCGUUUAUGAACGCAAUACACAGUCCUAUGAUUUACCCAAGUCUAACUUGUUGUUACGCUCCUAAUUAUCCAUUUAUAUUCAGUAGUAUACCUACACUCGAAAGUCGUAUUCUUGUUUAA